AUGGCUAAUACUCACAUUCGCCAGACCUUCCAGACCUUACCUGAGUUUCUGAGAAGGAGAUCCGGCAAUGGUAUAAAGGCUUCAAAAAGGAUUGCCCUAUACCUGUCGAGUGGAUUUUUGCGAAUAUAUAAGCAAUUCUUUCCACACGGAGAUCCAUCCAAAUUUGCAUCACUUGUCUUCAGGGACGGCUCAAUAGAAUUUGAAGAGUUUAUAAAAGCCCUGUCCGUCACUUCCAGAGGAAACUUAGAAGAAAAGCUCAAUAAUGAGCGGUUCGACUAA
Messenger RNA from Oppiella nova, 279 nucleotides. The record is from the annotation of a GenBank genome assembly. NCBI's taxonomy places the organism in Eukaryota, Metazoa, Arthropoda, Arachnida, Sarcoptiformes, Oppiidae.